This is a messenger RNA of Balaenoptera ricei (Rice's whale), 3174 nucleotides long. It is a transcript of the gene THSD1, whose product is annotated as thrombospondin type 1 domain containing 1. Gene Ontology annotation, cellular component: cell periphery. The transcript has 4 exons. Lineage: Eukaryota; Metazoa; Chordata; Mammalia; Artiodactyla; Balaenopteridae. The coding region runs from base 534 to 2909 and encodes 791 amino acids. The record is from RefSeq and is a predicted model, not a curated record.
CAGUCCCGGGACGCGGGAUGCUCGGUGCGCUGCCUCACCGCGCCCCAGGCCACUCGCCUGCCUCGCCACCUCGCCCGCCGGUCCCAGAGGUAAGAAGAGCCUUCCGGAAGUGACCCGGCGGGAGCUCGCGCCGCGGGGUCCCCGGCGGCUCCCGGGACCCUUCCGCCCCACCCUCCCCGCCGCCGGAAAGCACUGGUGGACGGGACCGUUCUCUCCACGCACCCGGUCCCCUUCCCUCGCUCCUUGGUGCUCAGCCCCCAGGGACAUGCGUUAAAAAGUGUCGUCUCGGCAUCUCUGAGUCCCGACUUCAACCUGAACUCGGCGCUCUCCUGGCGCAGGUGUGGCCGAGUGUCUGAGGCUGACGGUGGAUUGAUGGGUGUUGAGUCCGAAUAGUUGGGACCCUUGAAGAACAACUUCUGGGAUACUCUGCGUUUCAGAACAGUUCUAAUUUCAGGUGUUUUGAAGAAAAAUUCACCAUUUGGAUGUGAGAAAGGACAUGAGGAGACCAAAGACCUGGGAUUUUGCUGAUCAGAAUGAAACAAAUGUUGAAAGACUUUUCAAAUCUAUUGUUGGUGGUGCUCUGUGACUAUGUUCUUGGAGAAGCUGAAUAUCUCCUUCUUGGGGAACCGGGCCAUGUAGCACUAAGCAACAGGACAGUGUCUGUGGAUUUCCAGUAUUUGGAUGGUGCCAAUGGGACGCUGAGGAAUGUCUCUGUCCUGCUGUUGGAGGCCAACACCAAUCAGACUGUUACCACCAAAUACCUCCUGACCAACCAAUCCCAGGGGACCCUCGAGUUUGAGUGCUUCUACUUCAAGGAGGCCGGCGACUACUGGUUCACGAUGACUCCGGAAGCCACAGACAGCAGCCCUCCGGUCCCCUGGUGGGAGAGGAGCGCCUUUCUGAAGGUGGAAUGGCCUGUCUUUCAUGUUGACCUGAACAGGACAUCCAAGGCGGCUGAAGGCACCUUCCAGGUGGGUCUUUUUACCAGUCAGCCGCUGUGCCUGUUCCCCGUGGACAAGCCCGGCAUCUUGGUGGAUGUCAUCUUCACCAACAGCCUUCCAGAGGCAAGAAUGAGUCAGGGCCAGCCGCUGGAGAUAAGGGCUAGCAAGAGGGCAGAACUCGCUCAAGGCCAGUGGGUUGAGUUUGGCUGUGCACCUGUGGGGCCGGAAGCCUAUGUCACCGUGGUGCUGAAGCUGCUUGGCCGAGACUCGGUCAUUACGUCCACAGGCCCCAUUGACCUGGCCCAGAAGUUUGGAUACGCGCUGGUGAUGGCGCCAGAGCUCACGUGUGAGUCCGGGGUGGAGGUGAGGGUGCUGCCCCCGCCAUGUGUCUUUGUCCAAGGGGUGAUCGCUGUCUUCAAGGAAGCGCCCAGACGCCCUGGGGAAAGGACCAUUCGGCUGGCUGAACACACCCUGACCUUGGGAGAAAGGAGGACAGUAUUCAACUGCACUUUGUUUGACAUGGGGAGGAAUAAAUACUGCUUUGACUUUGGCGUUUCAAACAGAAGCCAGUUUUCCGCAAAGGAGAAGGAGUGCAUGCUAAUUCAGAGAAAUAUAGCUUUCCAGCCAUCCACUCCGUCUCCUUUCCAGCCCCAGGCUCCCGUGAAGUCCAACAACAUCGUGACGGUCACUGGGAUAUCCCUGUGCUUGUUCAUCAUCGUGGCCACCGUGCUCAUCACGCUGUGGCGGAAGCUGGGCCGCGCCCCCAAGUGCAGCACCCCAGUCCGCCACAACUCCCUGCACGCGCCCGGCUGCCGGAAGAACUCGGACGAGGAGAACAUCUGCGAGCUGAGCGAGCCCCGUGGCAGCUUCUCAGAUGCGGGCGACGGGCCGGCGGGGAGCCCCGGGGACCAGGGCAUCCCUCUGACCUACCGGCGGAGCGUGCCGGCGCCCCCCGACGACGAGACCUCGGGCAGCGAGAGCUUCCAGUCCAACGCCCAGAAGAUCAUCCCGCCCCUGUUCAGCUACCGCCUGGCCCAGCAGCAGUUGAAGGAGAUGAAGAAGAAAGGCCUGACGGAGACCACCAAGGUGUACCACGUGUCCCAGAGCCCCCUGACGGACACCGCCAUCGACGCCGCCGUCGCCGCGCCCCCCGGAGGCUCCGAGAGCCCCGAAGAAGCCGCGGCCGGCAAGUUCCGCCUCAAAUCCCCGUUCCUGGAGCAGCCGCCCGCGGUCGGCGCCGGGGACCGGCCCCCCUCCCGGCUGGACCACCCGCUCUCGCCGGCCAGCUGCGCCGUCAGCCCCAGCCAGAGCCUCCUCCGCAAGUCGCAGAUGCGGAGCCACCCCCGGGGGUCCCAUUUCCGGAGGACGGCAAGCUUCCACGAGGCCAGGCAGGCCCGACCGUUCCGGGAGCGGAGCCUGUCCACCCUGACCCCCCGGCAAGCCCCCGCCUACAGCUGCAGGAGCCGGACGUGGGACCAGGCGGGAGAGCGAGUCCGGCCGCCGAGUCGAGGCGCUGCCCUGCUUCCGGAGAAACGGGACCAUUGUCCAGGGGCAGGUGGCACCAGUGGUCCCUUAAGCCCGUUCCCUAAACCCCACACCCUGGGGCAGCCCACGAGGAAACCAGACCUGGGGGAUCGCCAGGCAGGGUUCGUGGCCGGAGGUGAGAGGACGGAGCCUCACCGGGCUCGGAGGGGACCGUCCCCCAGCCACAGGAAUGUCUCAAGGAAGCGGCCUUCCUCCCCGGCCCCCAGAGAUAGCUACCAGAGGGUCAGUCCUCUGAGCCCUUCUCAGGGUCGGAAAGACAAGUGCCAGAGCUUCCCCGCCCACCCGGAGUUCGCCUACUACGACAACACAUCCUUCGGCCUCACUGAGGCAGAGCAGGGGAUGCUGGACCUUCCGGGAUAUUUUGGGUCAAACGAAGAGGAUGAAACCACAAGUACGCUGAGUGUGGAGAAGCUGGUCAUCUAGACCGAGAUCAGCCUGAGACUUCACACAACUGGGGCUCUUUGCCCAGCUCAGGGUUAUCAGCUGCUCACAUUGUUCUGUGGACUGUUUUGUGUAACUAUUUGUACAGCAGGACAGGAUGUGGGGCGGUGGUAACUGACACAGGUGUCCGCGUGUGUUUUAAUUCAUAAGGAAGAAGUUAUUUAUCCGGAGCUUUUCCCUUCGUUAUCUUAUUUCCAUUGGCUUAUUACUACUAACUAUGAUAAUAAAAAUUUAAACAAGAGUGAAA